Messenger RNA from Capsella rubella, 1882 nucleotides. RefSeq names its product F-box/kelch-repeat protein At1g67480. The transcript has 5 exons. Gene Ontology annotation, molecular function: protein binding. The record is from RefSeq and is a predicted model, not a curated record. NCBI's taxonomy places the organism in Eukaryota, Viridiplantae, Streptophyta, Magnoliopsida, Brassicales, Brassicaceae. Bases 520 to 1650 code for a protein of 376 amino acids.
AAUCUGACGCUCCCUUCAAUUCCUCUCCAUUACCAUUAUUAGAGAUCUCUCUCUCUCUGUCUUUCUCUGUCAAUGUUAUCUCCUCUGCACCAACUUCAACGCAAAAUAGACCCAAAAACCGACAAAAGCUCCCUAUUCUCUUGAAAAAUUCAUUACUUCUAAAGAUGGAUGUUGUGGGUGGCUGAUGAAUCUUCUUCUCUAGCAUGACCUUUAAUGAUACAGAGAUGUUUGUGAGAAGAAACAACAUUAAUUUAACUACUAACAUUUGUAGAAGCAAAGCCAUUGGUAUGGAACAUGAAUUAGAUUGUGUUGGACAUCAAGAAGUGGUCACUGCAAUCUCAUUCUUCUCCGCUACAUUGUUUAUUCCUUUGUCUUUGAAAAUCACUAUACGUAACGGGUUUCACGAAACUCUUUAGUAACAUUUUCCAUACACAAAACACGUAAAUCUUAGUUUAGAGAAUUUUUCUUGAGAAAGGGAGAUUUAGCUAUCUCUCUCUGUUCAAGAAGAUUAGUGGAAAGAUGCAAGCGUUUGCUUUAAGUGGGAAGAAAAGGAUUGUGAAUCACGGAAUGUGUUACUCGAAAGGGAAUCUUGAUAUCGGUUCACGGUUGUCUGAGAACUUCAUGGAUGAUCCUUUGAUCCCUGGAUUGCCUGAUGAUGUUGCCAAGCAGUGUUUGGCGCUUGUCCCGCGUGCUAGGUUCCCUUCUAUGGGAAGUGUAUGCAAGAAAUGGAGGUUUGUUGUUCAGAGCAAAGAGUUUAUUACAGUGAGAAGACUUGCUGGUAUGGUUGAGGAGUGGCUAUAUGUCUUAACGACGAAUGCUGGAGGGAAUGAUAGCCAGUGGGAGGUGAUGGACUGUUUGGGACAGAAGCUAUCAUCUCUUCCACCAAUGCCUGGUCCUGUAAAAACAGGGUUUAAGGUUGUUGUGGUUGAUGGGAAACUUCUUGUUAUUGCUGGUUGUUCUAUGAUCAAUGGUUCUCUUGUUGCAUCUGCUGAUGUUUAUCAGUAUGAUACUUGCCUCAACAGCUGGAGUAGACUAGCAGACCUGGAGGUAGCGCGAUAUGAUUUCGCUUGCGCUGAGGUGAAUGGACUUAUUUAUGUGGUGGGAGGUCACGGGUUAGACGGUGAUAGUCUGUCUAGUGCAGAGGUGUAUGAUCCUGAGACGGGCAAGUGGACAUUCAUAGAGUCUCUGAGGCGUCCUAGAUGGGGUUGUUUCGCUAGCGGAUUCAACGGGAAGCUUUACGUGAUGGGUGGGAGAUCCAACUUCACAAUUGGUAACUCAAAACUUCUUGAUGUGUACAACACUCAAUGUGGCUCCUGGCAUGGCAGCAAAAACGGUUUAACUAUGGUCACAGCUCAUGUUGAAGUAGGAAAAAAGCUGUUCUGUAUUGACUGGAAGAACCAAAGGAAGAUGUCAGUGUUCAAUGCAGAAGAUGAGACCUGGGAAGUGGUGUCUCUUCCACUAUCAGGAAGCUCGAGGACCGGGUUUCAGUUCGGUAAGCUGAGUGGGAAGCUUCUGCUAUUUUCAUCUCAGGAAGGAACAGGUCACAACACUCUACUAUAUGACCCGAAUGCUGCAGCAGGCACACAGUGGAAAACAUCUGAGUUAAAAUUGUCUGGUUCGUGCGUAUGCAGCGUCACAAUCACAGCCUGAUUGAUGAACUUUAGUGAUGCCAUUGUGUUGGUUACAUUUCUUCAUAUGAUCCAAAAGCAAAGAGAGCAUUGUCUCUUUUAAGUUGAUAAUGAUAAACACUGAUUUAAUAAAGUGGAGAGUGUUCUGUUUCAGUGUUGUUGUAAUUUCUCCUCAGUUUGUUUCUUGUAACAUAUGCGUUUUGAUUGAUUUCAUUUGGAGUUUGUUUAAAUGCAAUUCGCGUUUCGUUGGCAAA